Molecule: messenger RNA, 1319 nt
Organism: Paraphaeosphaeria sporulosa
Lineage: Eukaryota; Fungi; Ascomycota; Dothideomycetes; Pleosporales; Didymosphaeriaceae
Exons: 1
Coding region: 362-1180 (272 amino acids)
Source: RefSeq, a predicted model, not a curated record
CAGGUCACCUGGCAGCCUUGCACGCAGCGGCUGACAAUCGAGCUGAGCAUCACCAUUGGACCACGUCCAACCUCGGCGCCUUGCAAACGGUCAACUGCGCAUUGUCACGCCCGAGAAUAAGCAGGGGACGACUUUUGGUGCUUUUUUUCAAGAAAAGGGAGGCGCCACCGAGCAGCUUACUACUUCUUCUGCCUGUUUCCUCGAGUCACGGCCCGUACGAGUCACGAUCAGAACACCGAACACGCUGUCAGCUUGCUGGCUGGACCGCGACAUCACUCAGAGUGGAACGUAGCACCACGCAAAUUCGACUGCACACCCCCAGGCGGAUCCUGAGAGCGGCGCGCUCUCCCACGCCACAGCUAUGCACCGAAAGAACCCAAUCUCCGUCCUCGUGUACAACGCGCUCUUCCCUAAUCCCUCGCCAAACGACCCGCCCUCCUUCUCAGCACAUCUCUCCAAGAACCUUGUGGGUGAGGUCCGCAUUGAAACCGCCACCUUCUACGGCUCUCUCGACACCAUCGAAGCGCGAUACCCGGGCCUCAACUACGCACAUGCACCACACCGCAAGCGCCUCGGCCGCUUCCCGCACCACAAAAAGCUAUUCGACGCCUUCGACAGACUGAACCUCACCGACAGCGAGAUCCAGGGCUUCUGCAGAUGGGAAGGCACACUCUGGGCGCGGGAACGGUACGAGCGCGACGAGGGCGUCAAGGUACGGGACACGACGGGCAUGGAGAUCGGGGAGUGGGUUGACCGGCGGCGAACCACCUCCUCACGAAGACGGAACGGCAUCAACGUCAAAACCGACAUCGAAGUCGAGAUCGAAGAGGUGCCAUCCUCCACCGAAAUCACCGACUCCGUGCGGCCCGUCGACACAGAGAUGCAGGACUCGAGCGAGGACGAAGAUGACGGCGACAACGAGCAGGUGUUGGACGAGAGCGUGGGCUUCGCGCUCAACCAGCGGCUUUUGCAGGCCGCGGCGCUGCGGGAGCAGGGCCAGGACGCGCCCAUGGACCCAGAGUGGGAGCAGUACCUCAAGGACGCGCAGGAGCGCGGCGAGCACAGCAUCGAGCAUCUCGGCAUUUCGCCGACCAUAUCCGGCGACAUCGCGGGCUUCGAUGCCAUGUCGGAGGGCCCAUCGGCACCCUCGCAGCCCUACCCGCCUGUUGCCCCCGCAUGAGCAGCCCGCCCCCGGUCCAGUGUAGUCCUCGAUUCCGGUCGCCGUCUCGCAACGCAACAAUACAAUACCCACAUUCCAAGCGUCGUCCCAUUCAGCACCCACCUGUCCGUCGCGCAAACGACACCCCUCCAUACCGGUC